Microthlaspi erraticum is the source of this 546-nucleotide messenger RNA. NCBI's taxonomy places the organism in Eukaryota, Viridiplantae, Streptophyta, Magnoliopsida, Brassicales, Brassicaceae. The record is from the annotation of a GenBank genome assembly.
AUGAUCAAAUUAGUGAAGACUGGUCUAGACAGCUUGAUCGAGCAUUCGCGUCCUAAACCGCGCACACCGGCCGAUCGAGGAACGAACGUACCGCGAUCGUCCCGCGCACAACAUCCGCGCCAUCCUGCCGAGCUCACGUACCGACCCGGGAAGCAACGUCCCGCGGUCGAGCCGUUUCAGCCUCGCCACCAUAAUCCGCGCACGACCGCGCAGCGCGAACUGGGAAGCAUUGUCUGGCGACUGCGCGGCACAUAUCACGUCCCGCGGCCGAUCCAACCGUCCGACCAGGAAGGCUUCGCCCCACGUCCGGUCUUUUGGAGCAUUCUGGAGCAUAUGGGACAUAAGGAGCAUGGAGGGACUUGGCACAUGGAAGCAGCUCAACUGGAUACGCAAAGGAAGAAGGGAGAAGCCAUCUUGAAGACCAGCUCGACCGUCCACUCGACCAACCGGUCGAGUUCCUCAACUCGACCGGCCAAGCUUCAACUCGAUCGAGCUGGAGUCAAAGUCAAACCCGAAAAAUGUUGCUUCCCCCUUGACUUCCUUUGA